AUGGGGCCCGCUUCGCCUUUCCAGGUUGCCGGGCUCUUCGCCCGUGUUCUAGGGCUCGCGCACCCGGUCUUCGACGCCGGCACCCGAGCGGUUCAGGCUAGCAAUCGUGGCCAAGAAGCUUCGGUUGUUUCCGUUAACAAUCCCUGCUUGGACCGCGUGCGGGCAAAACGCCGCGGUAGGAAGGUGCUCGGACUUGAGUCCAUUGUCAUACAAUAUAGGAAAUCCUUGCGAAUACUCCCUAGAGCGUAUAAGACUACUAUGCCCCUAUACUUCGACAUCUUCUUAGACGAAUUGCCUAUACCUUUGCCUACCCCUUUAAAGGAGGGUAACAGUGCUAAAGAGCUUCGCUAUAGUCCCCUAGUCAAUUAUACAUUGCAAAUGACUAUAGAGCGCUCCUACGAUAGAAUCUACUACAACUAUAAUGGCUAUAGUAAGGCUAUAAAGAAGAUUCGUCCUACGCUUCGUAUACUUUUGAACGAUCCCUAA
Molecule: messenger RNA, 486 nt
Organism: Thermothielavioides terrestris NRRL 8126
Lineage: Eukaryota; Fungi; Ascomycota; Sordariomycetes; Sordariales; Chaetomiaceae
Exons: 9
Coding region: 1-486 (161 amino acids)
Source: RefSeq, a predicted model, not a curated record